Sardina pilchardus (European sardine) is the source of this 2611-nucleotide messenger RNA. It is a transcript of the gene eps8l1b, whose product is annotated as EPS8 signaling adaptor L1b. Gene Ontology annotation, molecular function: actin binding. The record is from RefSeq and is a predicted model, not a curated record. The transcript is spliced from 19 exons. Bases 325 to 2265 code for a protein of 646 amino acids. Gene Ontology annotation, cellular component: ruffle membrane; vesicle; plasma membrane. NCBI's taxonomy places the organism in Eukaryota, Metazoa, Chordata, Actinopteri, Clupeiformes, Clupeidae. Gene Ontology annotation, biological process: positive regulation of ruffle assembly; Rho protein signal transduction; regulation of Rho protein signal transduction.
AAUCAGAGAGAACAGGAAAAGAAAGGGAAAGAAAAGAAAAGAAAAAGCUCUUCCUCUCUCACACACACACUCAUUCACUCGCUCGCACUGUGUUAUCACAGUGGGACGAGUCCAGAGUUCUGAAACAGAGGUUCAGCGCACAGAUCGACUACAAAACCCAAAACCAGGGAUUACAUCGGCCUCUCCUGCUUUCUCACUCACACACACACACACACACACACGCACACACACGCACACACACGCACACACACACACACACACACACACACACACACUGACUCAACACAAAUCAAAGAGUGAGUUAUUUAAGUGAAGCAUCUCAGAAUGGGAGAAGGAUCACGCUACCCCGUCAAUCACCUGGUGACGUUCAGUCUGCAGGAGGGCGAGGUGAUGAGUGUGGAGGAGGCGCGCUCGCGCUUCUCUGAGCUGGCGCGGGCCAAGCGCCUGUGGAGCCAGGAGAUGCUGCUGGACAUCCAGCCCCAGGCCCUGCUGCUCAGAGACAGGGAGAGCCAGGAACUGCUGGAGCAGUACUCUCUGUCUGCUCUGCACCGCUGUGAGUGUGUGUCGUCAGAGAAGCAGUACCCCUCGCUACUGCUGCUGGUGUGCCAGGCAUCCCCACACAAAGAACCUGACGUCCAGUUCUUCAACUGCAACACCAUCAAGGCUGAGCGCGUGCGCGAUGACAUCAUCGGAGCCGUGUCCAAGUAUGCCGGGCGGAUGAGAAAGCCCAACCCUGAGGACGUCAGAACCAAUAUGGAUAUCCACGGUAUCCCAAGUCCCCCCUAUAUUCAGGCUCAAAACCCCCCACCUGCCAACCCCCCUCCAUACCCUGGUAUCAAAGCUAAUGGGGUGGUGAAUGGACAACCAGACAAAGCUUUCUUACGAGCACAGCGGGAAGUGGACAUCCUGAACCACUGCUUUGACGACUUGGAGGCCUUCAUGGGCAAACUACAGCAGUCGGCCGAAGCCCAGAGCAUCCUGGACCAGAGGAACAAGAAGAAGAAGAAGAGUCGAAAGAAGAGCACAGAGGAUGAUCUGCUGACUGCAAAGGCCAAACCACCUCCUGAGGAGGAGUUCAUAGACAUCUUCCAGAAAUUCAAGUACUGCUUUAGUCUGCUGGCCCGACUGAAGGCAGCCAUCGCCAACCCCACGUCUGAGGAGCUAAUACACCACGUUUUCAAGCCUCUAGACAUGAUAGUGAGGACCACAGGUGGCCCAGCGCUAGCUGCCAGUGUGGCGAGUCCAGCUCUGACCACAGGGGCGGUCACUCUGCUGCAGCAAAAUGUCACAGAGGAGGAGAAGCAGCUGUGGACCGCACUGGGCCCCAACUGGACACAGGCACGUUCCCAGCUUCAGGGCCCCAUCCCUCCGUACAGCCCCGUGUUCCUGGGCGGCUGGAAGCCGGAGGGCGAUGACCCCGUGGAGACGCAGCACAGGCAGGACACAGAGCAACAGCAACAACCUGUACAGACUGGGGUGACGCCAGGUCAACCCAGUGACGAAAUGGAUAGUGCUGUACUGUCAGAAGAAAGGCUGUAUUGUGUCAGCUAUGACUUUGUGGCCAGAAAUAGCAGUGAGCUUUCUGUCCUACAAGGGGAGACCCUGGAGGUGGUUGAGGCGUCAAAGCGUUGGUGGAAGGUUCGUAAUCGAUUUAACGAGAUUGGUUUUGUGCCCUUCAACAUCCUGGAGCCAAUCUCCCACAUUGAGAGUCCAACAAAUAAACUUCCUAAGGCUCCUGCGCCUCCUCCGAUGCCCAAGAGCUUCUCCUACGCUCCCGCCACUCCUCCCACCCUCCACGUGGACUCCAGCGCCCACAGGCCCCGCAGCAUCGCCCUCUCACAGCACGUGCCCUUAGACUCCGACUCAGACAAGGUCAUGCAGGUCAAUGAUGAGCUGCUGCAGAGGCUGACCAAUGGGAAGUCGGGUUUGUCCCGCCCACUGGUGAUCCCUCGCUCUGCGGAGACGUCACUUCCUCUCGACUACCACUCGCCGCCAGCAGAGGUGGAGGCGUGGCUACGGGGGAAAGGCUUCAGUGAUCCGACGGUGCAGUGUUUAUGUGUGCUGAAUGGGGCCCAGCUCUUCUCAUUGAACAAAGAGGAGCUUCGUGCUGUCAUACCUGAUGAGGGAGCACGCGUCUACAGCCAGAUCACUGUGCAGAAAUCUCUCUUGGAGGAUGAAAGAAGAGCUUCAGAGCUCGAGGCAGUGAUGGAGAAACAGAAGAUGAAGGUGGACCUUGAACUUGAGAGUGGAACCCUAACUUUAUAAUUGCAUACUACACACACACACACACACACACACACACUCACACACACACACACACACACACACACACACACACAGAGUUAUAUAGAGUAGAGUGCUUAUUUAUAAUGGCAAUAUCUACAGAAAUCCAUUUUAAAGAAAAUCCAGAAAUCCAUUGUAUAAAAACUGAUUAUUUAACACAAACAGAGAAUGAAAGGGUGAAUGAUAGAGAAUGAAAGAGUGAGUGAUCAUGUACUCAGUGUAUAUUCUGUUGCUUAUUUGCUUUCCUUCUAAUCAUACAAAACAUUAUUCUUUCAUACCUCUUGGCAAAUACUAAUAAAUUAAUAUGUAAUAAGACUGUGUACAAACU